Messenger RNA from Prorocentrum cordatum, 2157 nucleotides. The record is from the annotation of a GenBank genome assembly. NCBI's taxonomy places the organism in Eukaryota, Dinophyceae, Prorocentrales, Prorocentraceae.
GAGGAGAUGCGGGCCAUGCGCGCCACCUCGCGGCACGCGGCGGUGGGCCGCGCCCCGACCCGCGGCCCCGCCGGCGGGCCGCCCGCGGCCGCCCCCGCCGGCGGGCAGGCGGCGCCCGCAGAGGCCCCGGGCCGCAGCGGGCGCUCGCCGAGGCCGCCCAGCGACGACGAGGAGGAAGAGGACGAGGUCAUCGCGGAGGAGGACCCCGACAUCGGGGCGGGGCGCACGCUGUUCCCCAUGUCGUUCGGCAAGGUGGCGAAGGACAACACCCCCUCGCUGGAGGUCCACGACCGCACCGCGCGGAGGGACGCGAAGGCCCUGGCGGCGCCGGCGAAGGGCGCCGUGCAGUUCGGGUCCAGGGCCGCGGGGAGCCGCCGCGUGAGAGGCCCCGGCGCCCCGCAGGAGCCAGAGGCCGGCGGGCGAGGGGCGGGCGGCAUGGAGGUCGACGGCCCGCAGCCUCGGAGGGGCGAGGACGAGGAGGAUGAGGUGGAGGAGCCUGUGCCGAUCAGGGAGGGCGGAAACCUGCCGGUCACGCACGAGGUCGAGGUGCCAGUGCACGAGAAGGCCGUCACCGCUCUCUCUAUCGAUCCAAAGGGGUCGAGGAUGGCUGUUGGCAGCAUGGACGGCACGAUCAAGCUCUUCGACUUCGCCGGCAUGAACGAGGAGAUGCGUUCAUUUCGCAGCAUGGAGCCCGCCGAGGGGUACGGGGUGCAGUCUCUUGCUUUCAACAAGACGGGUGGCAUGAUUUUGGUGGUGUCUUCCGACUCCCACGCCAGGAUAUACGAUAGGGAUGGCUCCUCGAAGCCCAUCCAGUACACCGUCAAGGGGGACAUGUACGUCCGGGACAUGACCCACACGAAGGGCCACACGCAGAUGCUGACCUGUGGGGUCUGGCACCCGCUCAAUCCUGAGCAGUGGAUCACGUCGUCGUUGGACGGGACGCUUCGCAUCUGGGACCUCAACGCCACGCCCGUCGGUAUGGACCAGCUGCUGCCCUCGGUCCACGUGCUCAAGUGCCUCGACAAGCGGGGAGUCUGCAUCGGCGGCGCCUCGGGCAGGACAGGCGGGCUCCACCCGACCUGCUGCGCCUUCAACGCCGUAGACGGCAAGACGAUCGCGGGCGGCUGCACCGACGGCUCGGUGCAGUUGUUCUUCGAGAAGGCGCGGUACAUGAAGCCAGACAAGGUCCUGAGGACAGCGCACACGGCGGCGGUGAGCCACAUCACCUUCGCCGGCGAGCCCGGAGUCGGCAGCACCAUGGUGACGCGCUCGCUGGACGGCACGGUAAAGGUCUGGGAUUGCAGGAUGCUGUCGGACGCGAAAGGUCCACUCCACACAUUCGGGAACCUGCCGACCGAGCAGGAAAAGUCGGGAGUCUGCGUUUCCGCCGACGGGAAGCACCUGGUUGUUGGUACGUCUUCGAAGACCGUCGGAGGCUACUCCAGCUCCGUCCGUGUCUUCGACGCGAAGACGUUCGAUUCGGUACGGACCCUGGAUUUCGCGAAGCGGGCGCCUACACUGCUGGCGUGGCCUCGGGAGCAAAACCAGAUUUUCGUUGGCACCUCGGCUGGCAGUGUCUCUGUGUUGUACAACCCAGCGACCUCGAAAAAGGGUGCGAUGUAUUUUGUCGGGAAGAAAGUCAGGGCCAAAGAUUUGGGCCUCGCGGAGCAAGAGGGCAGGAUGGGUCCGAUCUUCAACAUGAGCGUUGGCGAGGACAUACAGAGGUUCUACGCUACGGGGCACGGCAACAUGACGAGGAUCCGGAACCAGGAGGCUCGCCAUAACCAGAAGACUGUGACGCCGUUGCGACCUCAAGAGACAGUAGGACCGAUCGGGAAGCAAACCGACUCGGCUAACUUCGCAGCAUUGGCUAUACAGGCGGGCGCGAAGCGCUUGAAUCUGAAGUCUGAGCGUAACAUUGAGGCGGACUCGCAAAAGGCACUGCUGAAAUACGCGGACAAGGCCAAAGCGUGGGGCCUGUUCGACAAGGCUUACGAGAAGUCCGGGGACAAGGUCUUGGAUUUCACGGAGGAGCAGUCAGAGGGCGACCAGCGCAUGCAGUUGGCCCUCAGUGGCGACUUCUGCAGGAAAUGUGGCCAGAAGGUAUGCAGAUGUACAGACUAUACUGUCAUCCCCAAGAAGCAAAGGACGAGCUAG